UCGCAAUCAUGUUGAUCUCGGGAAUCCAUGGCCUUCCAUUGGAGGUUACAGUUGUUGGAUGUUACAACUUGGAAGAGAACAAAUGGGUAUCAAGACAGGAUCAUUAUGUCUGUCUUGAAUAUGGUAGUGCCAGGUUCCGAACCAAAACCUGCACGGAUGGAGGGAAGAAGCCUAUUUUCCAAGAGAAGUUCAUUUUCACACUUAUUGAAGGCCUAAGGGAAUUGAAUGUGGUGGUUUGGAACAGCAGCACUCUCAUUGCCGAUGAUAUUAUUGGCAGCGGAAGGAUUCAACUCCACAAAGUUCUUUCCCAGGGUUCCGAAGAUAGCACCUGGCCUCUUCAAACCAAAAUUGGCAGACAUUCAGGAGAAGUAAGACUCAUAAUGCACUACCCCAAUGCCAAACAACCGCAAAAUUGGAAGACAAAAGGAGCUCCAUCACUUCCACAAUAUGCACCAUAUGCUCAUCCACCACCACCAUAUCCGACUACGAUGCCAUAUGCAGCCCCUUCAUCUUCUUACAAUCACUAUAGUACAGCAACAUAUCCGCAAUCUCCAUACGCUGGCUAUCCUCCUGCAAGUUUUAAUUAUCCUCCAAAUGCUCCUCCUGCAAGUUUUAAUUAUCCUCCACAUGUAUACCCACCUCCUCCUCUGCCUUUAACUUAUUAUCCAGCAGCUCCAACCGGAAUCUAUCCUCCGCCACCCUAUUGAGCUCUUUAGUCACUAAAGCUGAGACGCAUUACAUCAACGCAAGCUAAAAG
Messenger RNA from Hibiscus syriacus, 757 nucleotides. Its product is annotated as elicitor-responsive protein 1-like. Lineage: Eukaryota; Viridiplantae; Streptophyta; Magnoliopsida; Malvales; Malvaceae. The record is from RefSeq and is a predicted model, not a curated record. The transcript is spliced from 7 exons. The coding region runs from base 9 to 707 and encodes 232 amino acids.